UUUCCUUGAUGUAAAGGAAAGCAAGCAAUAGUCUGGAUAAUUAGAGCCAGCGCAUUUGUCUACUGUCUCAGCUAUCGCACAUGAUGAUACUGUAAUCGAGUUUUACUGGAUAAUUACAUAUGAAAUAGCUGAACGUAUUUCACUACUCAGGCCCUUUAAAUGACGUCCCAAAACAGAGCGUGCAAUGGAACGUGGCCCGGAAGUUGCUAUUGUUUGCGAGGGUACAUUUAACCUGAGUAAAUAAGCUAAACGAAGGCGUUGACGUACUUGUGUAAAAUCGAGAUGUUUUGAAAAUUCUAUCGGAUAAUAUAGUUAGCUAACUGUGGCUAGCUGAAAUAGCUAAUUAGGUCAGUGUUGGUAUGCGUCUACUAGCAUAGAUAGCUAACAUUAGCUAAAUUGGGUUCUGAGCUUGAAACUACCUUGUUUCUUCAGCUACCAAGCAACAUGCCUUCGUACAAAGCAGUGAAGAAAAGCAACCGUUUCUAUUAUUUCAUCAAAUUCACCUUAAAUAUCUACUCAAUGCUCUUCUCGCUCCUGGGCCUGUGUGUGCUGUGCGUGGGGGUGUACGCGGAGGUGGAGCGGCAGAAUAACCGUACCCUGGAGGGGGUGUUCCUAGCCCCCGCUGUGGUGCUCAUCCUGCUGGGCCUGGUGAUGUUCACCGUCUCCCUGGUGGGCAUGGUGGGCUCCCUCAGGGACAACAAGACCCUGCUACACAUGUUCUUGUGUGUUCUGUGUGUCCUACUGUUCCUGCAAGUUGUGGCUCUCAUCAUUGCACUCAUCUUUGAGAAGAAGACAUCAGCCUUGUUCCAAAGCAGCAUACGAGAGGGAAUUAAACACUAUUACGAUGAUCUGGACUUCAAAAACAUCUUGGACUUUGUGCAACAGAAGUUCUCUUGUUGUGGUGGGGAUGAGUACAAGGACUGGGGUGUCAAUCAAUACCAUUUCUGCAAUGGCACCGGGCCGCUGGCCUGUGGCGUUCCUUAUACAUGUUGUGUCCGCCACAAGGUGGGAGAGGUUGUCAACACUCUUUGUGGUUACAAGACUCUCAGCCAGCAGCGUGAGGUCCUAGAUGAGGUGAUUCAUGUGCGAGGCUGUAUCCAUGCUGUCAACCUGUGGAUGGGCGACAACGUGGGAGCAACUAUUGGGCUCUGCUGUGCCUUAGGUCUGCCACAGCUGAUGGGCAUUGUGCUGAGCUGUAUGUUCUGGAACCUGCUGGUGGAGAUGAAUGAGUCCAUGGACAUGGUGGACUUCAAGAUCCUCAAGAGAGCUGGCUUUGAGUACAGCGAGCUGGACCUGGCUGGUGCCGGCUGCUGCCUGUGUCUGCCCAGAGAUGGAGGCUACCUCCCCCUGCCAGCUUUAGACCCCAUCUUGUCUGACCCUGACCUUAAGCCCAUCCCCAUCCGAGUCCAGCGACCCCUGCCCGUCCAGGUCCAUAGGCCCCUGGCCCAAUCCCUCCAAGACCUCAAGCUAUCUGGGCUUAGACUGGACGAGGUAGACAUUGGGCGGAAGCAGAAAAGAAGGGAAUAUUAAUUUUUUAAAUUAUUUUUUAAUUUAAUGUAUUUUUUGGUCUGGUUUUGGUCUCUGUGUUUGUUGAAGGACAGGUUAGACCUGUUGCACUAUUUGGUGGUCAAACCAAUCAAUGGUCAUUAACUGACAUGAUCGCAGGUUAUAAUGGCCACGUUCCUAGCUGGCUACAUUGCAUACGCAUUCCAGAUCUCAAUGCCUGGAUAGGUGUUUAACAUAUCUGCUAACCACAUGAUAUGAUAUAGCAAUCUGAUGCCUGACUGCGCAGUUGAUGACGUGGCACACAUCCAUUGGUUGAUGCAAUGCAUGCAGUUGGCCUGGAACCCGACCAGAGGUUUGGCACUUUGGAAAGGCAUUAUUGGAGCCAUUGUUAUCCUGUUUAAAAAAAUAAUUGUUAGUCUUUCAAAGAACAAUAUGCUGCAGUGGUUUUUAGACACUAAUUUAACAGUUGUUUUUACCUUUUUCUAAAUGGAGCUUUCAAAUGGAGCUGCGGACUCUGCAUUAUUUUGACAUUUCCUCAAAUUUGUUGCAGGUAUUUUAUAAAUCUUUUAUUUUGAGCUGUGUCUCAUGUGCUAAAGCAUACCUCAGGCUGUAUUCAAAUGGCCCAAUAGUCAGAAGACAAUUCACAUCAUGUUUAUUUACUAUACCGACUUGACAUUUUUUUGUUUGAGAUGAUCAUUCUCGUCAGAGCAGAGGAAUGGGAGUAGCCAAUCUUAUCUUGCUUUGAGUGCAAUGUCUGUGAAGGAUGUGUAGCCUGUUUCUUUUUUGUAUGAACUCUUUGCUUCCAUUUGUACCGGUUUGUACAGUGCCUUUGGGAAGUAUUCAGAACCCUUGACCUUUUCCACAAUUUUGUUAAACUACAGCCUUGUUCUAAAUUAUUAUUUGAUUUUUCUUUAAUAAUCCCUCAGCAAUCUACACACAAUACCCCAUAAUUACAAAGUGAAAACCCGUUUUUAGAAAUGAUUGCUCAUUUAUUUAAAAUUAAAAACAGAAAUACCUUAUUUACACUACUGUUCAAAAGUUUGGGGUCACUUAGAAAUGUCCUUGUUUUUGAAAGAUUAUUUUUUUUUGUCCAUUAACAUAAAAUUGAUCAGAAAUACAGUGUAGACAUUGUUAAUGUUGUAAAUGACUAUUGUAGCUUGAAAUUGCUGAUUUAAAAAUAAAUGGAAUAUCUACAUAAGCGUACAGAGGCCCAUUAUCAGCAACCCUCACUCCUGUGUUCCAAUGGCAUGUUGUGUUACCUAAUCUGAGUUUAUAAUUUUAAAAGGUUAAUUGAUAAUUAGAAAACCCUUUUGCAAUUAUGUUAGCACAGCUGAAAACUGUUGACCUGAUUAAAGCAAUAAAACAGGCCUUCUUCAGACUAGUUGAGUAUCUGGAGCAUCAGCGUUUGUCAUUUUGAGAAACAGACACCUCAUAAGUCCUCAACUGGCAGCUCCAUUAAAUAGUACCUGCAAAACACCAGUCUCAACAUCAACAGUGAAGAGGCGACUCCCAGACACUGGCCUUCUAGGUAGAGUUGCAAAGAAGAAGCCAUAUCUCAGACCGGCCAAUAAAAAGAAAAGAUUAAGAUGGGCAAAAGAACACAGACACUGGACAGAGGAACUCUGCCUAAAGGCCAGCAUCCCAGAGUUGCCUCUUCACUGUUAACGUUGAGACUGGUGUUUUGCGGGUACUAUUUAAUGAAGCUGUCAGUUGAGGAUUUGUGAGGCGUCUGUUUCUCAAACUAGACACUCUAAUGUACUUCCACUUGUGCCUUCCACUCCUCUUUUUAUCCUGGUUAGAGCCAGUUUGCUCUGUUCUGUGAAGGGAGUAGUACACAGCGUUGUAUGAGAUCUUCAGUUUCUUGGCAAUUUCUCGCAUGGAAUAGCCUUCAUUUCUCAGAACAAGAAUAGACUAAUGAGUUUCAGAAGAAAGUUAUUUGUUGAACUUGGAUUAGCUAACACAACGUGCCAUUGGAACAUAGGAGUGAUGGUUGCUAAUAAUGGGCCUCUAUGCCUAUGAAGAUAUUCCAUUGAAAAACAGUUGUUUCCAGCUACAAUAAUCAUUUACAACAUUAACAAAUGUCUACACUGUAUUUUUGAAAAAUGUGAUAUUUUAAUGGACAAAAAUAUGCUUUUAUUUCAAAAACAAGGAUAUUUCUAAGUGACCCCAAACUUUUGAACGUUAGUGUACUUACGGUAAGUAUUGAACCCCUUUGCUAUGAGACUCAAAAUUGAGCUCAGGUGCAUCCUGUUUCCAUUGAUCAUCCUUGAGAUGUUUCUACGACUUGAUUGGAGUCCACCUGUGGUAAAUUCAAUUGAUUGGACAUGAUUUAGAAAGGCACACACCAGUCUAUAUAAGGUUCCACAGUUGGCAGUACAUGUCAGAGCAAAAACCAAACCAUGGGGUUAAAGGAAUUGUCUGUAAAGCUCAGACAGGAUUGUGUCGAGGCACAGAUCUGGGGAAGGGUACCAAAACAUUUCUGUAGCAUUGAAGGUCCCCAAGAACACAGUGGCCUCCAUCAUUCUUAAAUGAAACAUGCUUGAAACCACCAAGUCUUCCUAAAGCUGGCUUCUCAGCCAAACUGAGCAAUCAGGGGAGAAGGGCCUUGGUCAGGGCUCCAGAGUUCCUCUAUGGAGAUGGGAGAACCUUUCAGAGGGACAACCAUCUCUGCAGCACUCCAUCAAUCAGGAUUUUAUGGUAGAGUGGCCAGACAGAAGCCACUCCUCAGUAAAACAAACAUGACAGCCCGCUUGGAGUUUGCCAAAAGGCACCUGAAGGACUCUCAGACCAUGAGAAACAAGAUUCUCUGGUCUGAUGAAACCAAGAUUGAACACUUUGCCCUGAAUGCCAAGAGUCGUGUCUGGAGGAAACCUGGCACCAUCUCAACGGUGAAGGUUCACCUUCCAACAGGACAACGACCCUAAGCACACUGCCAAGACAACUCAGGAGUGGCUUCGGGACAAGUCUCUGAAUGUCUUUGAGUGACCCAGCCAGUGCCCGGACGAACCCAAUCCAACAUCUCUGGAGAGACCUAAAAAUAGCUGUGCUGCAAUGCUCCCCAUCUAACCUGACAGAGCUUGAGGACCUGUGGUAAAAAAUGGGAGAAACUCCCAAAAUGCAGGCUAAAAACCUGUUUUUGCUUUGUCAUUAUGGGGUAUUGUGUGUAGAUUGAGGGGGGGGGGGUUAUUUAAUCAAUUUUAGAAUAAGGCUGUAACGUAAGAAAUUGCGGAAAAUGUCAAGGGGUCUGAAUACUUUUCGACGGCACUAUAUGUUUGUAUGUAUGAACUGCCUAUUCAGGAACAAAGUGAUAAGUGUGUGUGUGUGUGUGUGUGUGUGUGUGUUGUAUUUUAAUUAAGUUAAAAAGGAAACUGUUUACAGAUCUUUUAGGGUCUCAUCAGGGGUUUUCAAUCUCUUCCAUUUUUUUAUAUACUUAGCUUUUUUGAAACAAAACCAAUGUUAUAAGGGAUACAACAAAUCCAGUCCAAAUUAUAUCAAUCCAUGUAAAGCUCGAAUCUUUUUCAUAUCUAAUCUGAUUUAUUGCGCUGUUUGAGCUUCAUCUUAGCUCUGGCAUUGGAUAAACACUACUGUCAUUGUCAAUAAAGCUGUUUUGAAUUUGA
Molecule: messenger RNA, 5123 nt
Organism: Oncorhynchus masou masou (cherry salmon)
Lineage: Eukaryota; Metazoa; Chordata; Actinopteri; Salmoniformes; Salmonidae
Exons: 8
Coding region: 445-1530 (361 amino acids)
Cellular component (GO): plasma membrane
Source: RefSeq, a predicted model, not a curated record